This is a messenger RNA of Amblyraja radiata (thorny skate), 14652 nucleotides long. RefSeq names its product dynein heavy chain 8, axonemal-like. Gene Ontology annotation, cellular component: axonemal dynein complex. Gene Ontology annotation, biological process: microtubule-based movement. The transcript is spliced from 97 exons. Lineage: Eukaryota; Metazoa; Chordata; Chondrichthyes; Rajiformes; Rajidae. The record is from RefSeq and is a predicted model, not a curated record. Bases 349 to 14652 code for a protein of 4767 amino acids. Gene Ontology annotation, molecular function: dynein intermediate chain binding; minus-end-directed microtubule motor activity; ATP binding.
UGCUGCUACAAGUUAGGAUUCCAUUGUUGGUACAAACGAUUCAGACUCUCAUGGAAGGAACAUCUUUGCCUUGCACAGAUCAGCCCCCACGCAUCGAGAAACCAAUUUCCGUAACUCUUUGGUGCUGGCACGUGUCUCUGUGACAUCAUCAGGUGGAAUGGUUGGCGGUUGGAAGGGCCGUGGGCGAGCGGACAGAGGGUCAGUGAUCGGGGAGGUUCGGGGUGUGAAGGAGCGCAACAGGAGGAAACUUAUUUUGGGCCCAUGCGUGGCCAGUAAUCAGUGGAGAAAAAAGUUAAAUUCAGGAUUAAAUUUCCAUCUUGUUAUCUGAAGAUAUACCCGGUUUGAAAAAUGAUUCGUUAUAGUGAAUCAGCACAGGAGAUGGUUCCAAAAGUUAGUGUUUCGAGUGUCUUUGAUUCAUUUACAUCCAGUCCGGACAGGAAAGGCAAAGUACGUCGGAGUACAGUUGGAAUGCUGGCCUUGCAGGAGACAAUCAAAGAGAAGCAGGGAAGGUACAGAGAAGCAAGGGAGAACAGGAGAAAGAAGUUCGAUGAAGUAUAUCAAUACCUCAUGGAUAUCAUCUCCUGGCGUUUGGAGAUGGAUAAAGCAGACGUGGAAGAGUUUGUUUUGGAUUCUCUGUCUUUCCAACCUUUUGAUGACUUUUUCGCAAAAGGAGGCACAAAUAUACUUGCAUUUCUUUACCAACAGUCUGAACCACCACCAACAGAAUGUGGACGAAUUAUUGCUGGAAUUAGUAAAGGAAGCAAAAUCAAGAGAUUAUAUCUGACCAAAUUAUUCAGUUCUCGCCUUGAGAGCCUGUGUUUAUUCUUUGUGCGGCACAACAUGGAUAUUCUUAUCACAGGAAGAAAUGUUUGUGAGGAGGUGCAAUUUGGUGUCUUCGAUUGUACUGAUGGAAUACUUACAGGUGCUACAAAUAUGUUAGAAACCAUUUUUUUCCCUGCUAUUUGUGCAUCUGAAAACUGGGGAUCACUUAACCAGUCGAAUCACGGGGACAGAGGAAAGAAAACUUUCAAAGAGAUUAUUCGCAGAUAUGUCACAUUCUUAAAGGGUGCAAAAGCAAGUCUUGAAAAAGCUGUAGUACUGAAGAGUGAAAAAAUCGAUCUUGCAAAGCUGCGCUCUUUUGAACAAAUAAGGGCAGCAGCAUCAAAUCUGGAAAUGGUUUCACAGCUUGAAAAUGUGCUUUUAACAUGGCACAAUCAACUGGAAUUGGUACUGGCACAAAGUAAUCAAGUGAGGAAAGAGGCUGAAAAUUCAGGUCCACUCACCGAACUGGAAUACUGGAAAUGCACAUCCGCUAAAUUCAAUUCUCUCAUUGAACAACUUAAAGGACAGCAUUGCAAGGCACUAAUUAACGUGCUAAAUAUAAGUCACUCAAAAAUGUUAAAGAUGUGGCAAGGGAUUGAUUCUCAAAUCACAGAUGCAGCGAAUGCAGCAAAGGACAAUGUGAAGUUUCUGCAGGCACUGGAGCAAGUCUGUCAGCCACUCUACCAUUCUGACCCAGUGACUAUGAUAAAGAGUGUUCCAAAUUUGAUCAAUACCAUUCAAAUGAUUCACAAUGUGUCACGGUAUUACAACACCUCACAACAGUUAACAUCACUCUUUAUUAAGGUCACAAAUCAAAUGGUUACAGCCUGCAAGGCAUAUAUUACGCUAGAUGGUACAGUUCGUAUUUGGGACCAGGAUUCCGGAAUUGUUAUUAAUAAAAUGGAGGAAUGUAAAAGAUUAUUGGUGGAUUAUCGCAAAUAUUUCCAGAACACCAAGAAAAACACGAGUGAAACAGCACAAGAUAAUCCUUUUGAUGUGUCAGAGAUGUACAUAUUUGGUAAACUUGAUGUCUUCUGUAAACGUCUGGCAAAGAUCACUGAAAUGGUUGAUGCAGUGAAGACCUUUACAGCAUUGCAGAACUGCACAAUUGAAGGAAUAGAGAUAUUGGGAAUAAAAUUCAACAAUAUCCGUCUGAACCUGAAAAAGUGCAAUUAUGAUAUUUUGGACCCUCGUAAGAAGGAGUUUAAUGCAGACUAUGCGGUAUUUAUGAAGCAAAUGUCUGAUUUGGAGAGCAUGACUGAUGAUUUCAUGAAUAGCUGUUUUACUAAAAUUAUUUCUUCACAACAUGCUCUACACCUGUUGAAUCGAUUUCAGAAUUUAAACAUUCCAUCCCUUGAGUCGGAAAUUGAUGUUACAAUUGAACGUAUUAUUCAGUGCUACUCAGGAGAAUUGAAUUUCGUACAAAAGCAUUACCAAGCCCAUAAGGAGAAUCCUCCACUUGCUAGAAACUUGCCUCCUUUAGCUGGAAAAAUACUGUGGGUGAGGCAGCUCUUCCGACGCAUACAUGAGCCCAUUGACUAUUUCUAUAAAAAUUCUGACAUUCUAAAAAGCCCACAGGGCAAGUCUGUGGUGCGAAAGUAUAACAAAAUUGCUUACGUCCUGGUAAAGUUUGAAGUAUUGUAUUAUAAGGCUUGGAUGAAAGAAAUCUCAUCCAUACGAUAUGUGCUGCAAGUACCUCUUUUGAUACGUAAUCCAGUCAGUGGAAAAAUGUUUAUGAACUUUGAUCAUCGACUUUUUGAAGUUUUUCGAGAUGCUAAAUGUUUAUUAAAAAUGGGCCUGGAAGUGCCGGAGACAGCCAAAACUUUACUGAAGAAUGAGAAGUCAUUGAUAAUGAACUAUAAUUGUCUGAAGCAUUAUCUUCACUUAUUUGAGAGGGUGUGCCAAGGAAUCCCCUCUCAAUUUGUGAUGUUGAUAGCACCUAAAAUCAGAAAGAUUGAGUUUGUUCUGAGACAUGGAGUCACUUUUCUGAACUGGUCAUCCAUAACACUCCAAACAUUCUUCUCUGAUAUUCAUGAGGCUAUAGAUGAUUUGCUUACACUAUUAGCGACACUAGAAGAUUUGGUGGAGAUGCAAAUAGAUAGUACGUUGAAUGAAAUAGCAUCAAAAAUUAUUAUCGAACUACCAGAAGAUCAUACGCUGACUCUGGAAGAACUGGUUAAGUAUAAUGAGAUUUGUACCAAGGAAUGGGCAGAGAUUCUCUCUCCAAAAGCCAGAAGCAUUGAAAUAAUUGUGGAGAAAUUAGUUGACAUAUUUGCAAAUAUCACCGAAAGAAUUAAAGAAAGUUCAAAAGCUACUGUUGUACCAGAACGUAGUAGACGUGUUGUAUUUACAGAAGAACCUGAAGAUGAAAAAGCAAGCUUCGUCUCCUUCUCCAGUAUUAAAGAUGACAGUCAGGGCAAAAAGGAUGAUGAAUUUGAGAGGGAUGUUACAGAACUUUAUGCACAUUUUAGCCAUAACCUGCAGGAUGCCUUAGUGAAAUCUUCACAUCUGUCUUUAGAAGUCCUCAAAAGAAGAAUGUUCAACUACCCUGGCCCCAACCGAUUCCUCAAACCCGACUUCACCUCCCUCGACGUGCUCACCUUCGCUGCCAGCGGCAUCCCAGCUGGCAUCAAUAUCGCCAGCUACGACGACAUCCGUCAGACGGUGGGGUUUAAAAACGUCUCGCUCGGCGGCGGCCGAGCUGAGGACUGGACUCGUGCCCAAGCCCGGGGCCUGGUCAAGGUGUACCAGCGCCCGGCCACGGCCAUCCUGCAGCACAGCCUCUCUGCAGGCAACUCUGGCUUGGCCGCCCACAACCCUCACCCCACACCCAGCCAUGGCCGGGCUGACACCAUCGGCAGAAGAGGACAGUAUGGCUACUCAAGUAACGUUGAAGAAUUCUCCCCCUUUAUGAAGGUUGAGGUUCACUUGGCAAUUCCGAAUGUGAUUAUGGAACCAAAUCUGGAUGACAUUCAACAUGGCAUCAACCGAACAAUCCAAAUGAUUUUGGAAGUGAACCGUAACGUGUUGCAGUGGAGGCAACCAAAAAUGCACCAUGAAAGUAUUUCUGAUUCACAGACGGCUGUAGUGGCAGCUGAUUUAUUUGAGUGGCACGGCAAGCAGUACCUGGUGCUCGUGGAUUCGUAUUCAGGGUGGUUCGACAUUGAUUUUCUCAGCAGCCCCAUUUCCAGCUGUGUGAUUUCGAAAUUAUCUCGUCAAUUUUCAAUCCAUGAAUCUCCAGAAGCAAAUGAAACCAGGAAAUUAAAGAAGCCAAAGAAUUUUUAUCAUAAUGUGGCAGAACAUAAAGAUGUAACAAAGUUAAUUAUGAUGUUGAGCGCCUCUGCAACUACGAUAAGAAGUGAAAUCCUGAGUUUACAAGAAAUGUUUCAAAAAUUCAAAGUAUUGUGGAUGCAAGACAGAGAUAUGACAGUUAAGGCAUUUAUGGAUAGCCACCCCAGUUUGUAUGAACUACGAACAAAAAUAGAGUACUACGCUAGUUAUCAACAAGAGAUUGAGGAAAUUAACUCCAUAAUUACAGUGGAUUUUAUCGAACUAAAUACAGAACCCAUUAAAAUGGCUCUUCUGAUAGAGGCCAAAGCGUGGAAAAUGGUUCUUUGUCGAUUAUUGAACGAACAGUACAAGGCAAAAAUGUUGGGAAUUACAGCAUUUAUCAGUGCACAAAUGAAAAAUUUAGCUCGACCAAUUCAGGAUUUGGAUGACGUUAGAUUUGCCAUGGAAUCGCUAACAGAAAUACGAAAUAAUGAAAUACAAAUGGAUAUGACGUUGGCACCCAUUGAGGAAGCAUAUAAUAUCCUGAGUAAGUACGAAGUUGGGAUUUCAAAAGAGGAAGCAGAGGGAGCAGACACACUUCGAUAUUUCUUCAACAAACUGCAAGUUAAAGCUAGGAAUGUACAGAAUGAAUUGGUACAAGUCCAACCCAAAUUUAAAGCUAAUCUGCUGGAGUCCGUGGAAAUUUUCCAGAAGGAAGUGCUCAAAUAUGGACGACAAUAUGAAAAGGAAGGCCCUAUGGUUCCAGGUAUUCUACCGGUAGAAGCCAGUACCAGAUUACAAAUUUUUCAGAGUUGGUUUGAUGAGUUAUGGAGGAAGUUUGCAACAUACUCAUCAGGAGAGCGCUUGUUUGGAUUACCAAUUCAGGAUUAUGAAAUGCUGCAGAAAAAUAAGAAGGAGCUGAGCCUUCUGCAGAAAUUGUACGGUCUCUACGAUACGGUGAUGAAUAAAAUUAAUGGAUACUAUGACAUUCUCUGGAGUGAGCUGGACAUUGAGAAGAUUAAUGCAGAGCUCUUGGAGUUUCAGAACAGGUGCCGUCGGCUGCCCAAAGGCUUGAAGGAAUGGCAGGCGUUUCUGGAUCUGAAGAAGAAAAUAGAUGAUUUCAGUGAAUCUUGUCCUCUCCUGGAAAUGAUGUCCAGCAAAUCAAUACAACUUAGACACUGGGAACGGAUAUCUGCAGUAACACGACAUAAAUUUAAUGUGACGUCAGAAUCAUUCACCCUGAAAAAUGUCAUGGAUGCUCCACUGCUUCAGUUUAAAGACGAUAUUGAGGAUAUUUGCGUAUCCUCUGUGAAAGAGAAAGAUAUUGAGGCCAAGUUGACUCAGGUGAUGCAGACCUGGACCAGCCAGGUCCUGAGCUUUGCUCCAUUUAAAACUCGUGGAGAACUUCUGCUCAGAGGAAUCGAAACAGCAGAAAUUAUAACAAUGAUGGAGGACAGUUUAAUGAUCUUGAACUCUUUACUCAGCAAUAGGUAUAAUGCGUACUAUAAGAAAGAUAUUCAGACUUGGGUGCACAAUCUGACGGCGUGCACAACUAUAAUAGAACAAUGGCUUUUAGUUCAAAAUUUGUGGGUUUAUUUGGAGGCUGUCUUUGUUGGGGGAGAUAUUGCCAAACAACUGCCACAGGAAGCAAAACGUUUUCAAAAUGUUGAUAAAUCUUGGAUAAAAAUUAUGCAGCGAGCCCAUGAAAUUCCAGCAGCGGUCCAUUGCUGUGUUGGAGAUGACAUCAUGGGACAGCUUCUGCCUCACUUACAAGAGCAACUGGAGGUGUGUCAGAAAUCAUUAACAGGAUAUUUAGAAAAGAAGAGGUUGCUAUUUCCUAGAUUCUUUUUCGUCUCAGAUCCAGCGCUACUAGAAAUCCUCGGACAAGCCAGUGAUUCACACACCAUCCAGGCCCACUUAGCAGGAGUGUUUGACAAUGUAAAUGAGGUGGAUUUCCAUCCAAAAGAUUACGAUACCAUAUUGGCUGUCAUUUCUAAGGAAGGAGAAACAAUUCAUUUGGAUAACCCAGUAAUUGCCAAAGGCCCAGUGGAACUAUGGUUAAGUGACCUACUGCGUAUCCAACAAUCAUCACUACACACUGUGAUCAAAUUAGCAUUCUACAGUUUCAGUGAACCAGAAUUCCAGCUAAUACCAUUCCUGUAUGAGGCACCUGGCCAGGUGGGAAUCUUGGCAAUCCAGAUACUGUGGACACGGGACUCAGAAGAAGCACUUAACAUGUCAAAAGAUAGCAAAAAGAUCAUGCAAGCAACGAAUCAGAAGUUCCUGGAUAUGCUGCAUGCACUUAUCAGCCAAACAACCCAUGAUCUGACUAAGUUUCAAAGAAUCCAAUUCGAAACUCUUGUUACGAUUCAUGUUCACCAGAGAGACAUUUUUGAUGAGUUGGUUAAAUUGCAUAUUAGAUCAAUCGGUGACUUUGAAUGGUUGAAGCAAAGUCGAUUUUAUUUCAAAGAAGACACACAAGAUGUAAGAGUGGGUAUCACUGAUGUGGAAUUUGUCUAUCAGAAUGAAUUUCUUGGCUGCACUGACCGCCUUGUCAUCACACCUUUAACAGACAGAUGCUAUAUCACCUUAGCACAAGCUUUAUGGAUGAAUAUGGGAGGUGCCCCUGCUGGACCUGCCGGUACUGGGAAAACAGAGACCGUAAAGGACAUGGGCAAAGCUCUCGGAAAAUAUGUCGUGGUGUUCAAUUGUUCAGACCAAAUGGAUUUCAGAGGAUUAGGAAGAAUCUACAAAGGCUUGGCCCAGUCUGGAUCAUGGGGCUGUUUUGAUGAAUUUAACCGUAUUGAGCUACCGGUAUUGUCUGUGGCAGCCCAACAAAUUUACAUCAUUCUUAUUGCGAGGAAGGAAAGGAAAAAAAUAUUUAUCUUCACUGACGGAGAUAGUGUAUCCCUUAACCCAGAGUUUGGAAUUUUUAUUACAAUGAAUCCUGGCUACGCAGGACGCCAAGAGCUGCCAGAAAAUCUGAAAAUUCAGUUUCGAACAGUGGCUAUGAUGGUGCCAGAUAGACAGAUCAUUAUAAGGGUGAAACUUGCCAGUGUGGGAUUUAUGGAUAAUGUGUUGCUGGCUCAAAAAUUCUUUGUGCUUUAUAAACUGUGUGAAGAGCAGCUCACAAAGCAGGUUCAUUAUGAUUUUGGUUUAAGAAACAUUCUCUCUGUACUGAGGACAUUGGGAGCUCAGAAGAGAGCACGGGCUGAAGACAGUGAGUCAACAAUUGUGAUGAGAGUUUUGAGAGAUAUGAAUCUGUCUAAAUUGGUGGAUGAAGAUGAGCCUCUCUUCCUUAGCCUGAUCAGUGACCUCUUCCCAGGGAUACAAUUAGAUAGUAGUACCUAUGUGGAAUUACAGGCAGCUGUCACCAAUCAGGUGGAAAUUGCAGGAUUAGUUAAUCACCCCCCAUGGAACCUCAAACUUGUUCAGCUGUUUGAAACAGCCAGAGUGCGCCAUGGAUUGAUGACAUUGGGUCCUAGUGGGUCCGGGAAGUCUUGUGUCAUUCGCACCCUAAUGCAAGCACUAACUGAAUGUGGAGCCCCUCAUCGAGAGAUGCGGAUGAAUCCCAAGGCUAUUACAGCUCCACAAAUGUUUGGCCGAUUAGAUACUGCAACUAAUGACUGGACCGAUGGAAUCUUUUCAACGCUUUGGAGGAAAUCCAUUAAAUCAAAAAAAGGUGAGAAUAUCUGGAUCAUUCUGGAUGGCCCAGUAGAUGCGAUUUGGAUAGAAAAUUUAAAUUCUGUACUGGAUGACAACAAGACUUUAACAUUGGCCAAUGGUGACCGUAUCCCUAUGGCUCCAUCCUGCAAAUUAUUGUUUGAGGUACACAACAUUGAGAAUGCAUCACCAGCCACAGUGUCCAGGAUGGGCAUGGUCUACAUCAGCUCUUCUGCUCUCAGUUGGAAGCCAAUUUUAAAGGCCUGGUUAAACAAGCAUUCUUCAAAUGAGGCUGAGACUCUAAAAGCCUUGUAUCACAAAGCUUUUGAAGAUAGUUAUGUGUUCAUGAAAUUAAACCUGAAUCCAGUAAUGGACUUGCUGGAGUGCAACUAUAUCAUGCAGUCAAUUACCAUUCUAGAUGGUUUGCUGGAGUUUGGAGUGACUUUUAACGAGGUGCAUCUUCAGCGGCUUUUUAUAUUUGGACUGAUGUGGAGUGUUGGUGCCCUAUUGGAAAGAGAAAGCAGAAUUAAACUUGAGAAAUUUUUACGAAACCAUAAAAGCAAACUUGACAUACCUCGGAUUCCUUCAGAUAGUAAUGAAACUAUGUUUGAGUUCCUUGUUAAUCCGAAAGGUGAUUGGGAGAACUGGAAAAUGUGGGUUCAAGAGUAUUUAUACCCGCCUGACAGUGAACCAGACUAUAAUUCAAUCCUGGUACCAAAUGUGGACAAUAUUAAGACUAACUUUCUUGUAAAUAUCAUAGCUAAACAACAUAAGGCAAUACUUCUAACUGGGGAACAAGGAACAGCAAAAACAGUAAUGAUUAAAGGGUAUUUGAAGAAGUAUGAUCCUGAGGAACACCUCUCCAAAAGUCUGAAUUUCUCUUCUGCCACAGAACCCUAUAUGUUCCAGAGAACUGUUGAAAGUUAUGUGGAAAAGCGAGUAGGAAGUACAUAUGGACCGCCAAGUGGACGGAAAAUGACCAUAUUUGUUGAUGAUAUCAACAUGCCAGUUAUCAAUGAGUGGGGAGAUCAGAUCACUAAUGAAAUAGUUCGUCAAAUGGUGGAAAUGCAUGGGAUGUACAAUCUGGACAAACCAGGAGACUUUACUAAAAUUGUUGAUGUACAAUUAAUGGCUGCAAUGAUCCACCCUGGAGGCGGACGCAAUGACAUUCCUCAGCGAUUAAAACGUCAGUUCACAAUCUUCAACUGUACACUCCCCACGAACGCUUCAAUUGAGAAGAUUUUUGGAAUUAUUGGGAAUGGUUACUUUCAAUCUUCUAGAAACUUCAUUCCUGAUAUUAGCAAUAUGAUAACAAAACUUGUUACUACUAGCAGGACCCUGUGGCAGUGGACAAAGGUUAAAAUGCUGCCCACUCCAGCUAAAUUUCAUUACAUCUUUAAUCUGAGGGAUCUAUCUCGCAUCUGGCAGGGAAUGCUGGCCAUUAAAGCAGAUGAGUGCUCCAAUGUAGAAACACUGCUGGGUUUGUUCAAACACGAGUGUAACAGGGUCAUAGCGGACAGGUUUGUAAAUGAUGAGGACAAAAUCUGGUUUGAAAAUGCAAUAACUCGUGCUAUUGGAGAGAACCUUGGAAGGGCAGUGGCUGACAAACUUGAUGAAGAGCCUUAUUUUGUUGACUUUCUUCGUGAUAUGCCAGAGCCAACUGGGGAAGAACCUGAAGAUUAUGUAUUCCUUGUUCCGAAAAUCUACGAACUGGUGCCAAACUUUGAAUUCCUAACAGAAAAAUUGCAGUUUUACCAGGCGCAACAUAAUGAAAGUGUCCGAUCAGGAUAUCUUGAUCUCGUCUUCUUCAAAGAUGCAAUGACACACUUGAUGAAGAUAUCUCGUAUAAUCCGAACCGACUGUGGAAAUGCAUUGCUGGUCGGAGUUGGUGGUUCUGGAAAACAAUGUCUUACAAAGUUGGCAUCCUUCAUUGCUGGAUAUAAAAUCUUUCAGAUCACUUUAACCAGAGCUUAUAAUGCCACCAAUUUGAUGGAUGAUUUAAAGAUACUGUACAGAACAGCUGGAGCAGAUGGGAAAGGCAUCACCUUCAUCUUCACUGAUAAUGAUAUCAAGGAAGAGUCUUUUCUUGAGUAUCUCAACAAUGUGCUCUCUUCUGGAGAGGUAUCAAACUUAUUUGCUCGGGAGGAACUUGAUGAGAUCACACUGUCUCUUAUUGCAACAAUGAAGAAAGAAACCCCUCGAGUCCCUCCCACUUUUGACAACCUAUACGAGUAUUUUAUAAAAAGAGCAAGGAAAAACUUACAUGUUGUCCUCAGCUUAUCUCCGGUUGGUGAAAAGUUUCGAUCACGAGCGCUGAAGUUCCCCGGCCUGAUUUCAGGAUGCACAAUGGACUGGUUCAGAAGUUGGCCCACCGAGGCACUAGUUGCCGUCUCUAGCUAUUUUCUUUCUGGUUUUCACAUUGUUUGUUCAGAGGAGAUUAAAAACCAACUGGUAGCAACGAUGGGUGUCUUUCAUGACCAAGUCUAUCAGACCUGUGAGGACUAUUUCCAGAGAUACCGAAGACGGACACAUGUAACUCCCAAAUCAUACCUUGCCUUUAUAAAUAGCUAUAAAGCUAUAUAUGCAGAGAAACAUGCAAACAUCAAUGAGCUGGCCGAGCAUAUGCAAAUGGGUCUCUACAAGCUCAUGGAAGCAACUGAAUCAGUGGCUCAACUUGCUGAGCAACUAGCAGGGAAAGAAAAGCAAUUGGCAGUGGCAUCACGCAACGCUGAUAAGGUGCUCGGAGAAGUGAAAGUGAGCGCAGAGGCAGCAGAGAUAGUCAAAAAUGAAGUCCAAAUGGUGAAAGAUAAAUCGCAGAAGAUCGUGGAUGAAAUAGCAGUGGAAAAACAUAUUGCAGAGAGAACACUUAUAGCAGCAAAGCCUGCAUUAGAAGCUGCAGAGGCAGCUCUGAAUACUAUCAAGCCUGCUGACAUUGCCACUGUGCGUAAAUUAGCCAAACCACCUCACCUGAUAAUGCGGAUUCUCGACAGUGUUCUGCUUCUCUUCGCAAAGAGAAUGGACACAGUCACCAUGGACCCUGAGCGGCCCUGUCUCAAACCAUCCUGGGGGGAGUCUUUGAAGUUACUGAGCGGCACUGGGUUUCUGCAGGCCCUGCAGCAGUUCCAGAAGGAUAGCAUCAAUGACGAAAUAGUGGAAUUGCUCCAGCCGUAUUUUACUAUGGAGGAUUACACAUUUGAAAAUGCUAAGAAAGUGUGUGGGAAUGUAGCUGGUUUGUUGUCUUGGACUCAGGCCAUGGCUGCCUUUUUUGCCAUCAACAAAGAGGUGCUUCCUCUGAAGGCAAAUCUGGCAGUACAGGAAAGUCGACUGCAAGGGGCCUUGAAACAGCUCGGGAUUGCCCAGCAUCAGCUCGAUGAGAAGCAAGCUGAGUUGGACAAGGUGCAGGCCAAGUUUGAUGCUGCCAUGAAACAUAAAAUGGAUCUGGUAGAAGACGCAGAAACCUGCAGAAGAAAGAUGGAUGCGGCAUCGACUCUGAUAGAUGGUUUGAGUGGGGAGAAAAUCAGAUGGACUGAACAGUGCAGGGAAUUUAAAGCACAAAUCAUCAGGUUAGUGGGUGACGUGCUGCUGAGUACUGGGUUCCUCUCGUACAGUGGUCCAUUCAAUCAAACUUUCAGAGAUAUAUUGAUCAAAGUCAUCUGGGAAACAGAGCUGCAGAAAAAGAGAAUCCCGUACACAGAUGGCAUAAACCUCAUAACUUUUUUGGUGGACCAGCCUACGAUCGGUGAGUGGAGUCUGCAGGGUCUGCCAAGUGAUGACUUGUCAGUUCAGAAUGGCAUCAUUGUGACCAAAGCAACCAGAUACCCACUUCUCAUUGACCCUCAGACACAGGGGAAAUCUUGGAUCAAGAAGAAGGAACUAAAUAAUGAUCUACAGGUAACAUACCUUAAUCACAAGUAUUUUCGCAAUCAUUUGGAGGACUCCUUGUCACUUGGGCGACCAAUGCUUUUGGAAGAUGUACAGGAGGAAUUGGACCCUGCUUUAGAUAACGUAUUGGAGAAAAACUUCAUCAAAAGUGGGACCACCUAUAAGGUGAAAGUGGGAGAUAAAGAAACUGAUGUGAUGACUGGAUUCAUGUUGUAUAUUACCACAAAGCUCCCAAACCCUGCCUACACUCCAGAGAUUAGUGCCAAGACAUCUAUCAUUGACUUCACUGUGACCAUUAAGGGUCUUGAGAAUCAGCUGCUUGGCCGAGUCAUCCUAACGGAGAAACAGGAAUUGGAGGCAGAGCGUGUGCAACUGAUCGUGGAAGUCACUCUCAACAAACGCAAAAUGAAAGAACUGGAGAAUAACCUAUUAUUCAAGCUUAGUACCACCAAAGGUUCACUGGUGGACGAUGAGUCUGUGAUUGGAGUCCUGCAGAUAACAAAGUCAACAGCAACUGAAGUCAGUGAGAAAUUGCAUGUGGCAGCAGAGACAGAGAUAAAGAUUAACACUGCACAGGAAGAAUACCGGCCAGCAGCAACUCGUGGCAGCAUCCUAUAUUUCCUCAUCACAGAAAUGAGUAUGGUCAACAUGAUGUAUCAGACCUCACUGGCACAGUUUCUCAAAUUGUUUGAUCAGUCCAUGGCCAGAUCUAAGAAAUCUCCCGUUGCUUCGAAGAGGAUCAGCCACAUCAUCGACUACCUGACGUAUGAAGUAUUUAAGUAUUCAGUUCGUGGGCUUUAUGAAACGCACAAGUUCCUUUUCACAUUACUGCUGCCUCUGAAGAUUAAUCUUGAACGUGGAUACAUCAAAUACAGUGAAUUUCAGACUUUAAUAAAAGGUGGAGCAGCGCUUGACCUUAAAGACAGUCCAGCGAAGCCUUUCCGCUGGAUCCUUGACAUGACCUGGUUGAACCUGGUAGAGCUGAGCAAACUCUCACAGUUUGGAGAGAUACUGACCCAGAUAACUAAAACCGAGAAGCCUUGGAAAGUCUGGUUCGACACACAAGCUCCAGAAGAUGCAAUAAUUCCAAGUGGGUACAGUGACUCUUUGGAUUCAUUCGGCAAAUUGUUGCUCAUCAGGUCGUGGUGUCCUGAUCGAACUCUCUCACAAGCUCGAAGCUACAUUUCCGAAUCAAUGGGAGAAAAAUAUGCAGAGCCGGUGGUUUUAAUCUUGGAGACAACUUGGGAAGAAAGUGAUACACAAACCCCUCUGAUCUGCUUCCUGUCCAUGGGAUCAGAUCCCAGCAACCAGAUCGAAGGAUUGGCCAAGAAACUUGAUAUUGCUUGUCGGGCAAUAUCCAUGGGUCAAGGGCAAGAGGUUCAUGCCAGAAGGCUGGUGGCAAUGUCUAUGCAACAGGGUGGAUGGGUAUUACUGCAAAACUGCCACCUUGGUCUGGAUUUUAUGGAUGAGCUGCUGGAGACCCUAAUGACAAGUGAGAAUGUCAAUGAAUCUUUCCGAGUGUGGAUUACCACGGAGCCACAUGCAAAGUUCCCCAUCACGCUGCUGCAGACAUCUAUCAAAUUCACCAAUGAACCUCCUCAGGGAGUCCGUGCAGGAUUGAAAAGAACAUUUGCUGGGAUCACACAAGACCAAAUAGAAUACUCCAACCUGCCCAUGUGGAAACCACUCCUGUAUGCAGUAGCUUUCCUGCACACCACUGUCCAGGAACGGCGGAAAUUCGGUCCACUCGGUUGGUGUAUUCCAUAUGAGUUUAACUCCUCGGAUUUCACAGCCAGUAUCCAGUUUAUACAGAACCACCUGGAUGACUGCGACAAAAAGAAGGGUGUGUCGUGGAAUACUGUACGAUACAUGCUUGGAGAGGUUCAGUAUGGAGGGCGUGUUACAGAUGACUUUGACAAGCGACUGCUUAACUGCUUCACCAAGGUAUGGUUCAGUGAGAAGACGUUUGAUCCCAAGUUCAGUUUUUACACUGAUUAUAAUAUUCCAAUCUGUCCUAACGUCGAGAGCUAUCUGGAAUACAUCCAGUCUCUGCCUAUCACUGACACCCCUCAGGUGUUUGGCCUUCAUCCGAAUGCUGACAUCACGUACCAAAGUAACACUGCAGCAGAAAUUCUUAAUACCAUCACGAACAUCCAGCCAAAAGAAAGUGGCGGAGGAGGAGGCGAGACUCGAGAAGCCACUGUCUUCAAACUAGCUGACAGUAUGCUGUGGAAGCUGCCUCCAGACUAUGUGGCACAUGAGGUGAAAGCACGCCUGGUGAAAAUGGGGAUUUUGAAUUCUAUGAAUAUCUUCUUGCGGCAAGAAAUUGAUCGGAUGCAGAAGGUGAUUACAAUGCUCCGGAACUGUUUGAGUGAUUUACAGCUGGCUAUCGAGGGAACCAUCAUCAUGAGUGAGAAUUUAAUCGAUGCCUUGGAUAACAUGUACGAUGCUCGUGUCCCUGAGGGAUGGAAGAAAAUCUCCUGGGCCUCUUCUACAUUGGGAUUUUGGUUCACCGAGUUCCUGGAGAGAAAUACACAAUUUUCAUCCUGGAUCUUUGAAGGCAGACCCAAUGUCUUUUGGAUGACCGGGUUCUUCAAUCCCCAGGGAUUCUUAACUGCAAUGAGACAGGAAGUAACACGAGCACAUAAGGGUUGGGCACUAGACAGCGUCACUCUGCACAAUGAAACUACCAAACUGAUGAAAGAAGAAAUCAAAGUGCCACCAAUGGAAGGAGUUUACAUCUACGGCCUUUACCUGGAUGGAGCAGGUUGGGACAGGAGAAACAUCAGACUGACGGAAUCUAUAGCCAAGGUUCUCGUUACCAUGCUGCCUGUCAUCUACAUAUUUGCCAUCAAUUCCACUGCACCUAAAGACCCCAAAUUGUACAUCUGCCCAGUCUACAAGAAACCACAGCGUACUGACCUAACUUUCAUCACUUCCCUGUGUCUGAAAACAAUCCAGCCACCUGACCACUGGAUUCUCAGAGGGGCUGCCUUACUCUGUGAUAUCAAGUAA